Molecule: messenger RNA, 6918 nt
Organism: Xiphophorus hellerii (green swordtail)
Lineage: Eukaryota; Metazoa; Chordata; Actinopteri; Cyprinodontiformes; Poeciliidae
Gene: cpt1a2b
Product: carnitine palmitoyltransferase 1A2b
Exons: 19
Coding region: 108-2474 (788 amino acids)
Biological process (GO): carnitine metabolic process; fatty acid metabolic process
Cellular component (GO): mitochondrion
Molecular function (GO): carnitine O-palmitoyltransferase activity
Source: RefSeq, a predicted model, not a curated record
UAAAGGGGCGCUCACGUGUAACUGGCUCGUGAAAGGAGGGGCGCCAGCAGACGUUUGCUACAUCUGUUUCCAUCGUUCAAGAUCCUCUGAAAAAACACGAAGCAGCGAUGGCGGAGGCUCAUCAGGCGGUAGCGUUCCAGUUCACCAUCACACCAGAAGGCAUCGACCUGCAGCUGUCCUACCAGGCCCUGAACCAGAUCUACCUGUCGGGGGUCCGGUCCUGGAAGAAGCGAGUCAGCCGCAUGAAGAACAGAGUGAUAAAGGGAGUGUAUCCUGCGAGCCCGUCGUCGUGGCUCUUUGUUGCCAUAGGGAUCCUGGCUACCAUGUAUAUGCAGUCUGAUCCCAGCAUGGGGCUCAUCGCAAAGAUACAGCAGCAUCUUCCUCUGAGUCUGCAUGUUUCUCUGAGCAGUCAGGGUCAAACCAUGGUGUCAGCUCUGGUCUUCAGCACCCUGCUGUGGCUCUCCCUCAUCCUCGCCCUGCGCUUCUGCCUCAAGCUGCUGCUCUCCUACCACCACUGGAUGUUCGAGCAGCAUGGGAGAGUCUCCAACACCACCAAAGUCUGGGUGACUCUGAUGAGGUUAUUUUCAAGAAAGAAGCCUUUGCUGUACAGCUAUCAAACCUCCCUUCCUCACCUCCCUGUUCCUGCCAUACAAGACACUCUGAGCAGGUAUUUAGAGUCAGUGCGCCCUCUGCUGACGGACUCAGAGUUCCAGCAAAUGACUACAUUGGCCAAUGAGUUUGAGUCGACCCUUGGACACCGGCUGCAGCGCUACCUAAAACUCAAAGCUCUGUGGGCCACCAACUAUGUGAGCGACUGGUGGGAGGAAUACGUCUACUUGAGGAGCCGAGGGCCAAUAAUGGUCAACAGCAAUUACUAUGGCAUGGACUUCCUGUAUGUGACGCCAACAUCAGUUCAGGCGGCGCGAGCCGGAAACACCAUCACUGCUCUCAUGCUCUACCGACGCAAAGUAAACAGAGAGGAGCUCACACCGAGUCGUGUUCCGGGCACCGUGAUCCCUCUGUGUGCAGCUCAGUGUGAGCGGAUGUUCAACACCACGCGAACACCAGGAGUCGAGACUGAUGUGCUCCAACAUUGGCAGGACAGCGAGUUUGUGGCGGUGUACCACGGGGGGCGUUAUUUCCGGCUGUGGGUGUACCGGGCGGGCCGGCUGCUGUCUCCCAGAGAGAUCGAAUAUCAGAUACAGAGAAUCCUGGACGACUCUUCACCACCGUUUCCUGGAGAGGAGAAACUGGGAGCUCUGACAGCUGGAGAGAGGAUCCCCUGGGCUCAGAUGCGGCAGCAGUUCUUCAGAUCGGGCCUCAAUAAGAAGUCUCUGGACGCCAUCGAGAAGGCGGCGUUCUUCAUCACGCUGGACGAUGAAGAGCAGGGCAUGAAGGGAGACGACCCUGCGGGGAAUCUGGAUCGCUACGCCAAGUCUUUGCUCCAUGGCAAAUGUUACGACAGGUGGUUCGAUAAAUCCUUCUCCAUUGUGAUCUACAAAAACGGGAAAAGCGGCCUGAACGCAGAGCACUCCUGGGCUGAUGCGCCGACAGUGGCCCAUCUGUGGGAGUACACUCUGGCUACAGACGCCUUCCAGCUGGGCUACACUGAAGAAGGACACUGUAAAGGAGAGGUGGAUCUGUCGCUGCCGCCGCCUCAGAGGCUGGUGUGGGAAAUCUCUCCAGAGGUCCAGGCUCAGGUCUGCAGCUCCCUGGCGGUGGCCCAGGUUUUGGCUGACGAUGUGGACUGCCACGUCUUCCCCUUCAGGGAUUUUGGAAAAGGUCGCAUCAAGAAGUGCCGGAUCAGCCCCGAUGCGUUCAUCCAGAUCAGCCUGCAGCUGGCCUACUACAGGGACCGUGGUGGUUUCUGCCUGACAUACGAGGCGUCCAUGACCCGUCUGUUCAGAGAGGGCCGCACGGAAACUGUGAGGUCCUGCUCCAAAGACAGCUGUGCCUUUGUCCGAGCUCUGGAGAGUGGACAAACGGAGGAGGAGUGCAGACGUCUUUUCAGACUGGCUUCAGAGAAACACCAGAACCUUUAUCGGAUGGCGAUGACCGGAGCUGGGAUAGACAGACACCUCUUCUGCCUCUAUGUCGUCUCCAAAUACUUAGGUGUAGAUUCGCCUUUUUUGCACAAGGUUCUGUCAGAACCUUGGCGCCUCUCCACCAGUCAGACCCCAGUCCAACAGCUGGAGCUGUUUGAUCUGAAGAACAACCCAGAUUACAUUUCACUUGGAGGAGGAUUUGGACCUGUUGCAGAUGAUGGUUAUGGGGUUUCAUACAUCAUUGUCGGAGAGGACCUCAUAAACUUCCACGUGUCGUCAAAGCACUCCUGCAGUCAGACUGACUCCCACAGGUUUGGAGCUCAGAUACAAAAAGCCCUUCUGGACAUAAUGGUUCUGCUAUCAGCUGAUGCUAAAAGCUCCUCCUCCUCCAAAGGCUCCAACCAACCGCAGUCCAAGAAGCUCCUCUAAAGCAUGUUAGCCUUGUUACCUGACAGUCCAAAAGCUGUGAUGCAACAGGAUCAAGGUAAUAUCAGGCAUCACAUCCUGAUGAUAAACAAUACCACAGAGAUGAGGUGUUGUUAUUGACAAAACAUUAGAUUUCAGCUAAUAAAAAGGUUAUUUUUCUCCCGUAUAACUCGACAAACGACAGCCAACAGGCUGUUUUUUUGUUUGUUUUUUUUUAAUGCAUGUUUUUAGACAACUACUAGGUAACAGCAGAAAGGCCUCUCCUUUCUUUAACAUUAGAAACAUAUCAAGCUAAUGCUAGCUCGUAUGUUAGCUACGCUAACUGCUCAGGAUUCUUGUUUUUCUGCCUUUAACUCCUAAACCUGGUGAAGCUACAAUAUGACGACUUUUUAAGUAAGCCUGAAAGUUUCUCACGUCUAAGCAAGAGUCAGAUGGACAAAGAGGAAUUUCACCAGGGAGAAAUCAGAGUAAGAAUGCGGUACUGGUACGUCUUCACAAGAGCUAAUCAGGGAACAAUAGACUCACCUGCUGCCUUGCUGGGUGUUCCUUGGUUGUGGCGGCUUAGACCUUUUAUAGCAAGUGGUUACCUUAGCUACUGUUGGUUUUAUUUCAUCUUGACCCAAUGUGUCUAUCUGCUAAUUGAGUAUUUUCUCAUUUUGAAACCGCCAUGCUCCAUUUAAAGUUACUGAAAUCUCUUUUCUUCCUCCUUCUUACACUCUAAUAGUGUUUCAACAAGUCAUCCUAUCCACUUGUAGAAGCAUAAAUAUAUUCCUUGUGAUUGGCCUAUUUACUGUUUGUGUAGGGAUGCAACUAAUAAUUUAGUUAUAGAUUAAUCCUUCAGUUAUUCUGAUGAUCAAUUGAUCAGUCGCCUAAAAGAAAACAUGCACAUCCUGCAUUUUUCAUUUAAGUCUUUUUUAUGCAAUAUUAGAAAUACAUUAAAAGGUGCAAAUAAACAACUAAUUAAAAAUAUUUUUGUAAUUAAGAAAAUAAACUUUUUAUGACCUAAAACACAGUAACAGCAUACCUCCAGUGAAUGCUUGAUCAUGUGUGGUAAAGGAAGCAUCUGCAGCUAAAUUAUCCUUCUAACAACACGUGAAAAUCUCAGCCAUGCUUGCUUGACGUAACAUCAACGCAGUGUUGGACUGAUUUGUUGACUUUUUUUUUGUUCGAUGAAUAAUUGGAUAUCAAAAGGGGCUUAGUUGGAGAUUUAUUUUUUCAGAAUUUGAAUCAGGUGAAGCUAAUACUGCCCCUUGAGGAAUUCUGUAUGGAACAGAUUUACAGACAAAGUUGUUUUUGUUUUUUUUUUUUACCUUAAAUGCAAAGUGUAUACAUAUUUUUGUACAGUUUUGUUCUUUAAGCCUUUUUUAAAUUCUGUUUUGUUCAUUUACUAAAUUAGUUGACGAUUAUUUCAAUAAUUAACUAAUCAGACAGAAAUGCAUGUCUGCUAACACACAUUUGAACAGAUGUAGCUAAUAAAGCGGCAGUUGAAUGCAUAUUAAUGACAUAGACACUGCUAGCAUACCUCACCAUGGUGUUUGUAGCUGCCAUUGUUCCAUUAUGAAGUAAGAUCAGAUCUCUACCAGGGUGAGAAGCCACUGACAUGUAAACAGUUAGAGCUGCACAGUGAUAAAAAAUCAAUCAGUGAUGAUAUCAGUUGUGAUAAAUACUUCUUCUGUAUUCUACACUCUCUGUGACCUCUUGCCUCUUGGUCAGUGUUAUCCCUCAGGUGUGGAUACUCUAUGCAACAAGCUGAAAAUAUUACUGGGAUGCAAAGAGUGAAAUCCUGAAUAUAAAACCCAACAUCUGUUGCUUCCUAAACACUCCUUUGUGGUACGAAUAUUGUCCCCAUUUUCUUAAGGACACAAUCUGCUGCGUGUCGUCAAACGCUGAAGCUAAAGCACAAAUGAAUUAGGAUGUUCGGCUUGAUGGCUCUUGGAAAUUUGAACAACUUUUCAUGUAUAUUUUCUCAGAGUCUAAAAUAUGUUUAGGAUAGUAUUUAGAGGCCACCUCUUAGGAAGUUAGUGUUCAGCAGCAAAGAGGGACAGAUGUCUGACGGAAAGCCAAAAACGUUCAGAAUGCUGGGCUAGAGUUCACAUUCAUGUACAGUAUGAUGGAGGAGUUUGUUAAAAGAGAAGACUCGCAUGUCACCAUUUAAGUUUUCCACUUCAAGUCUCAAGAAGAGACGAUUGAAUCCCUCCUCAACCCCCAGGUUUGGAUCCAGAGAUCUUAAUCCACAAAAUGUAAAUAUUGUCUAUAUCAGAUCAUAAACAGAUGAGGAGAAAUUUGUUGGAACCCAUAAUAAAUAAAUGAAUAUUAAAAAAACAAAAUAUUUUAUGUGCUGCAAUCCAACCUUCAGUAAUCCCAUACAGGUGGUGUCUGAGUAUGUUACCAUUUAUAUGAGGGGUGUCAAACUCCAGUCCUCAAGAACUGCAGUCCUGCAACUGUUAGAUGUGAUUUACCUGUGGCACAUCUAAAAACUGCAGGUCUGCGGCCCUCGAGGACUGGAGUUUGAGACCUGUGACUUAUACUGAGCUGUUUAUGGCAUAGAAGUUAGCAAGAAGGGAAAGAGAAACUUUUUCAAAUGUGUUUUGUCUGUGAUUUGUAUUAUAAAGAUGUAGAUACUGUAUAUUAGUUGUGUAGAAGAUGUGUCGGUAGUAGAAGUAGAUGAUUUAGUACACAUUUUUAUUGCUCUCAUUUAAUGGUUUGUUUUUUUGGGAGGUGUGAGGGUGUUGCGUAAAGCCCAUGAAUGCCCUUACUGCCUUUUAGGUUUGCAAAUGUAACUUUGAACAAGACUCCGACCUCAGCUCCACCUGAGUCGUCGCUCUCACAGUGCAGUAGUUGUCAUGCUUAAUCUCAGUUUCCUAUUAACCACAGGCUAUUACUCUUUAAUAGUCUUAAGCACAACACGGUGUAUAAACAUGUCAGGGAUUCCAGCCCUGGCUAUAAACCUGCUGCCUGCAGAGGCAAACCCUUGUGCCUGUGUGAAAAUGUUUACUCUGCUCAACAGUAUCAAUGCAAAUGAAUGAAUCAAUGCAAACCCAGUGGGAAACCUCUUACAAUGAAAUGCUCAGCGGUUAUGUUUUAAUGAGAAUUUGCUACAGUUUGGCCAGUUUGCUGCUAUUUGUACCGUCAGAAUUUGCAACCUGUCUUGUAAUGUGGUGGGAAAACCACUUUAUCCAAGCUACAUAAGUCUGUUUAAUGUUUUAAGCUAAAAACAUGUUGACGCAUCAAAUAUUUAGUGACUAAACAAACAUUGAACACAUACAGUUUUUUUCUGUCUCAGAUUAUCCUUGCAGGAAGUCAUAAAACAGCUCGUCAUUAGCUGUGUUUCCACUAUAAAUGUGUGCAAAACUUAGACAACAUUCCGCUAACGUCCAAAAAACACAAUUUUGUAAUUGUGGUGUUUUUAUUAAAUAAGAAAUGUAAUUAAAAUCACACGUGAAUAAAUUUGUUCAUGCUAUGAGUCAGUAAAAACCAUCCUCCGACCACUUCCUGUCGUCUUCUUCGUGGUUUAUUAUAGUAGUAAUAUCCCAGUGUUGAUCGUGUGACUCAGUUUGACGCAAAAACAUUGUUUCUAUUGCAGUUUUACAAAAUAAACCAAUUUUGAUACAGCCGGGAAAAAACCCACCUUAUCAUAGCACAAAAAAUGUUUCAGUGAAAAACUUGUGUCUCUAUUAAGCAAUUUUAUUUUUUAUAAUUUCAAUUUGUGCAGUUUCAUUGUUAAUGGAAACACAGAUAGUGUCAGACACAUAGAUACCUUGUAUACGGAAUGUUUCUGUAUUCUGGGGGGGAAAAACCACAGAUGGUUGAAAUGUCUGUAAUCCAUACCAUGCAGGUUUAGUUUCCCACCAAGACUGAUGUUGAAAUCUCAGUAGUUUGAAUAGAUUAUAUCUGUGAAAACCCUGAGGAAUCCCACUGGGUACCUUUAGUUGUUGUCUUCGUCUAUACCUGCGUUCUUUUACUCGUACAACUGCUUCUUUACCAAGCUGCAGCUCUGCUCAACACAAAACACCAUUUGUGUGUCAGACGGCUUGAAUAGCUGAGAACACAAAAGACUUUUUCUUGACUUUACCUUCCAAACUUUCCUCAACAAGUACUUGAUGACUCUUCAAAAGAAGAAUCAUCUGUAAGAGUUUCUUAUAACGCUGACACAAUUGUUACCUUUUGUGGUUUCAGUCUCUGUUAAAUCAAGACCUGUGCUGGACUAUCCCUCAUAGUCCAGCACAUAUUUUUGUCAAAUAUUUUUUAUUCAUAUGGUGCAAAAAGCUGUUUGUUUUCUACCAUCUGACUGAAGUAUAUUCUUUUUGUUUUUCUCUGUGUUCCCUGACAAAAGCAGAUGUGUUGAGUUUAAUUUUUUGUACUUUAUUUCUAAACCGUAUUGAAACGUCAGCUUGGAACUUUGUGAUGGUUUUUGGUUUUGUGUUAAAAUAAAUUGUUUACUGGCAAA